UUCACGUGGGGGUGGGUCGGGUGACCUACGGCUAUAUGCAACGCCACCAAAUUCCGUUUUUGCGUUCACCAGCGAAACAUUUCAUCGUUCUUGAACGACCGGUCGACAUUCAUCGCCGCCUCACCGUAAACACACAGACAAACUCGUCGUAACGUUCAGCAGUUCACUACCGCCAACAGACCGUUUGUUUAGGCAUCCCAGGGAAGUGGGUUUUACAACCGCUGUUUUUAAGCCCUUUUAGACAGUCAUGUGAUUGUAACGUAACCCGACCGGAAAACACCGACGACCAUCGCCGCCAAUGCUGCGUCUGAGAGGAACAGAGCAGCUGCGUGCCCAACGGACAAAUCCCCCGGUAGCAGACAACUCGCCAAACUCCACGCGAUCGAACGGAGAAAAGGUGGAAGUAUGGAGCUGGCCAAUCAUGGUCUUAUCCUUCUUCAGCAGCUCAACGCACAGAGGGAGUUUGGCUUCCUGUGUGACUGCACAGUCGCCAUCGGUGACGUCUUCUUCAAAGCACACAAGGCCGUACUGGCCGCAUUCUCGAAUUACUUCAGAAUGCUAUUUAUACACCAGGAUAGUGACUGUGUUCGCUUGAAGCCUGCUGACAUUCAGCCAGACAUCUUCAGCUACCUCCUUAACCUGAUGUAUACUGGCAAACUGGCAACGCAGCUUAUUGACCCGGCUCGUCUGGAGCAGGGCGUGAAGUUUCUCCAUGCUUACCCCCUCAUCCAGGAGGCAAGUCUAGCUAACCAUUCAAAUCAGGUUCAUCCCGACAUAAGCUUUCCCCUCUCAUCCUCUCUUUACGGCAUUCAAAUAUCAGACCAGCAAGGCAUGCACACAAAUCGUCUCUCGGCGAGAACGCAUUUGUCUUCUCCGUUUGACUUGGAUGGCAGCGGUUUGCUGGACGGGAAGUGUGUUACCACAAACAAAACUAACUCGCUGAUACGGUCUGGAUCCAAGCACAAGUAUCCUCUGUCAGAAACCGAUGGAGAGGCGUCUGCGAGCACCAGUCAGUUUGUGAGGGAGGCUACCGAAACGGAAACAUCUGCAGGCGAGGCCCCAUCUUGUUCUCCGAGUUCCAACACGAUUCUGCACGUAAAACCCAGCAUCAUGAGAAGAAGUUCCUCUUUCAGGAAGCAUUACACGUGCCACAUUUGUGGAGGCCGCUUUACCCAGCGGCUCGCCUUAAGAGAGCACCUGCUUUUACACACACAGUCUAUGCUCCCCCUUGUGUUGGAGUCGGGUGGUGCAGCUUCUCCCAUGGCAACCGGAGGAGCUGCCACGCCUGAGGGGGAAGAAGGUUUUAGAGGUAGUGAAGCAAACGCCGCCACCCCCAUUGUAGACAUUGCCAGUGACAGCGAGCAGCAUCUAUACUCUAAAGACUCGCUGCACGCUGAAACCGCCAUGGCAAUGUCUACAACAGCAGUCGGCCUUUGUGCAGCACAGCCCCAGGCAGACACGCCUCCUCCAUCCGACAUAGCUGACAUCGACAACCUAGAGGGUGUGACGGACAUGGAGAGGGAAGUGAAGAGAAGGAAGUACGAGUGUUCCACUUGUGGCCGAAAGUUUAUCCAAAAGAGCCACUGGAGAGAGCACAUGUAUAUCCACACGGGCAAGCCGUACCGCUGCAGCGCCUGCGGAAAGAGCUUCUGCCGAGCCAAUCAGGCAGCGCGGCACGUCUGCGUGAAUCAGGGCUCGGAGCCGGCGUACACCAUGGUGGACCGGCAGAGCAUGGAGCUGUGUGCAGCAGAUGACUCCAGCCAGAUGGAGGCGCUGUUUUUGGGCUCAUCAGGGAGACCGUACAAAUGCAAUAUAUGUGAAAUGACCUUCUCUAGUCCCAAUGAGGUCAUCAAACACUUGUGCUUCAAUCAGGGGGCAGGUAUGGGAAUGGGGAUCACUGGGCUGAACAGUGACAACCUGGCCAAAGAUGAAGGCUCUGAUUCCUCCAGCGGUGGGCCGUUGAUCACACCUAUCAAAACUGAGGAAGUGUUUGUGGAGUAGUUCCACAUUCAUAGUGUUUCUUGUUAAUGUAUUGCAUUUGAUUUGUUUGUGGGUAAAUUAUCAAGUUAAGCUAACAGUACAGAUAGAAAAUUUUGGUGAUUUGUUUUUUUUUUAUUUUAUAUCAGGGAGCCUGAGACUUCUACUGAAAAGUACUUUUCGGUUUUACACAGGAACUAAUGUUCGUAAAUUAGCUUGUUAUAUUUUUAGUAUUUGGUUACUUUUCACUUCAUUAUAUGUUAAAGAUUUUUAUUCAUUUACUUGGGUAAUACAAUUUACAUGGGGCGCACAGGUUGCGUUUGUGGUUAAAUUUCUUCCUCUGUCUAACUGUCUACAGGAAAAGGAUGUAGUGAACUGUUGGAAUCCAAAUUGCCGCAGUGACAAAACUAGACAAUAGGAUGGCUUUGGUUAUUUAACGUUAAUGAAAUCAUGCUGGGAGCGUGAUAUCUUGGCCUCUUGAAAAAUAUAUAAUCUGAAUAUGUCAGUAUAUCAUUUAAGUGUGGGCCUUGGUUUUAAGAACAAGUAUCCUUCACUACCUCAACCAGUUAGACCAGUUUGAGACUUACCCGAAAUUUGCAUCGAUUAUUUAUGUUUAAAGGUAAAGAUCAAACACCUCCAAACAAUCGCAUUCUUCUCAAAGAUUUUGUCUGACACUGUUUUCUAACUUUUGUAUAUGCUUUGGGUUAGGCGUAAGUGCAGACAAACUUCAUUUAUGCAGUGCAGAAUAUAAUUUCAUAUUGGAGUUAAUGACCCCACUUGCUUCUUUUUUGUAUUUUCACAUUGCCAUUUUUUAACAGUGUUGUUUUUCGGUGCCAUUACAUGAUAAACAUCCUUACUGUAAAACAUCUUUUGUAUCAUAAGCAGUGAUUGUUGCAGUGCAGCAGGCUCGUGUCAACCAGGUUCAGUUGUUUUAUUGUGGUUAAACAUGUUUACAGUUGUGCUGUGUUUAUUCAACACGCUCUUCAAAGCUGUUGUAUGUGAAUUUAGUCAACACUGUGGGCAAACCAUACACACACACAUGUACAUAAAAUUGCUUGAAUUCGGAUGUUUGUCAUUUUUUUGUAUGAUUUUUUUUCCUGCCAUCAAAUUAUUUGCUUGAAUACGCUCUUAAAUUCCUUAUUUUUGAGUUUUGUAUAACUUUUCUAAUUUUAUAUACAAUGUAUUGACAAAGAAUUUUAUAAUCACAAAAGUUGUACAUUGUUAAUUGCAUUUAUUCCAGAAUAUUAUGCAUUUUAGCGUAGCACAGGUGUUUGUAUAUUUGUUUUCAUUUAAUUGGCUGUCUGUGUGUUUAUUGUAUUGACACUGACGGCGAGGUCAUGCUCGGCACUGAUAUCUACUAAACAACCCUGACUACUUUAAAGAUACUUGUGCUCUAUAUCAGGAAACUUUUAUUGUUUUAAAUCAGGGCUAUGUGCGUUCAGUGCUAAAUAUUUUUCCAUGUUUUAAUUAGUAAAGACUUAUAUAUUUUUAAUAGGGCACUGUGAGAUAAGUUACUACUGAAUAGCUAAUGAAAUCCCAGGAAUAAUCAUUUGAUUUCUAAUCAUUUUGUUACAACAUUUUUUGUUUUAUUGUGACUAAAAUAUAUUUGGCCAAGGCCUCCUUAUGUAUGUUCUUGAUGUGACGUUGUUACAGCUUUUGAUGAUUUGUACAUAUGCAAGUUGUUGCUCUUUGAGGCAGUUGUAGGGAGUGAAUAAGGUAAAUCCCCUCCGCCCUCCCUCAAGCGCACAAACCCCAAAGCCACGGCAAGCAUACUGUGAUCUCUCUCUCCUCAGGGACAUGAAAAAUGAAAUGUUGUCUCUGGAAAAAAUGUUCUUUGCAUUUUCAUUGUGAAUAAUGAACAAUAAAUUCUUGUUUUUUUGA
Molecule: messenger RNA, 3858 nt
Organism: Paramisgurnus dabryanus
Lineage: Eukaryota; Metazoa; Chordata; Actinopteri; Cypriniformes; Cobitidae
Gene: zbtb2b
Product: zinc finger and BTB domain containing 2b
Biological process (GO): regulation of transcription by RNA polymerase II
Cellular component (GO): nucleus
Molecular function (GO): protein binding; DNA-binding transcription factor activity, RNA polymerase II-specific
Source: RefSeq, a predicted model, not a curated record